UCAACGCUUGACAAUUUAUCUAAAUUCGAAGUUGUGUUGUUUGUUCUUUACGUACAAUUUUUUUCAAGCACUAUGGUACAUUUGUUCUAAGCGUUGAGGGGUACGGAAAAUUUCAAACGCAAAAUGGCCUCGAUGGACAGUCUAAGGGAGAAGAAAAAUGAGCGCCAAACCGAAGACGAGGCCAGUACACAGCGGCUGAUUCGCUUGUACCGCGCCAACCAGUGUCUCUGGAAUCCCUACUCACCGGGCUACCACUGCAUGCCCCUAAAGCAGAGCGCCUGGAAUCGCAUCACGCGGAUUCUCAACAACGGUCUCACAACGGAUCAGGUCAAGGGUCAGGUGCUCUCCCUGCGAAACUACUACGACAUGGAGCGUCAGGCGAUCAAGCGUAGCCAGCGGGAGGGAUUCCACUAUGUGCCCUGUCGCUCUAUUUUCAAUGACCUCCAAUUCCUAGCCAAACAGGAACUGGGCGAGGCAGAGGAGUCCAAGGCCAUACCCAGCGUUCGCGACGACCAAGUGCAGUGCAUUAUUGAUGAUGUCAUGCCCGUCAUGAACAAGGACUGCGCGGAAUGCAGGCGCAGUUUACACGUUGACUUCCAUAUACCCAUCGGCGAGAAAAGAUCCGAUUCAAUUAUCUCUUCUUCGAAUAAUAGCUUCGAGGAAGAAGAAUAUGACAGCUCGUCCUUGUAUGACUCUGACCUCGAGACGCUGCCAACUGUACUACCACGUGCCACUUCUGGAGCCGAUCGCCAGUAUCAUCGACAAGAUGAAGAGGAGUCCAGCGACUCCUCGUACCACCACCAAUCCAUGCAACAGUAUCAUGGGAGAGGCGCUCGGGAAGGAGGACCCCAAAGAUAUUCGAGACCGGCGGAAAACUACAGUCACAGCUGCUAUUACGGGCAUAGGAGCAACCACACCACUGAUGUCUCUGUGGGUGAUGAAGAGUCGCCGUGCAGGGUGCAAGACAUGUCGAGUCCAAGACAGUAUGGUGCGACUGGGCAAAAGGGAGCACUCGCAUCCAACACUCGCAGCCCACCGAAGCAGCAUCAGCAAGUGCAACCACCCAGACCCAGAUCUGGUAUGGAAGCCAGCAACUGUGACUCUCAAGGCUCCAAAAACACUCUCUGCCGUCCAUCUACGGGCGAGAAAGCGUGCAAUGUCCUGUUGCUCAAGUUUAAUCCACGAAAUUCAACGCGGCCUCUCACAAACAACAAAACCAUCUGUGUCAAUCCCCCUGCCAACUACAGCGAGAGCCGAGAGGACAAUCGAGACUAUCGCGACAAUAACACCAGCGAACAGGAACUUCAAUCAGCAGCAACUCCAGUGUACGAGGACACCAAGUAUUACGGCAACAACAACGAAGCUCUGCCAGCGGACGCGGACUGGUGCUGCAGCUAUGACCGAAGUGCUCAAUACACUCAGGUAUACGGGCAGCAGAUCCCACAGCAAAACGAGCCGAAUGAGAUCUUUUAUUAUCCGGAAGGAACAGACCCAUACGAAUAUAUCGAAUGCUACUGUCCGCCUGAUCAGCUGUAUAGUCAGGAAGACGCACCGGUAUCCAACCAAGGGCCAACGAGGCGUCGUCCGCCGCCACCGUUUUCUGAAUACCACAACACCGGUCCGGAUGCAUAUAGAUCCCGUCAGAAUGCCCGACCAGCUGCUGCACGAACGACAGAAGAGCUUAGAGCGUCCAGCUCCAAAGAUAUUACUGCAUCCGCUCCGAAUGUGCGAAGUUGGGGAUCCCGUAGCUCUGGACCAGAUUCCGAUGUGGCCCAACAGUGCGCUGCAGUGGCUGCACAAAUUAUGAAGGAUUAUCGUCUCCGCAAAUGCGUGCAGCCAACGUACACGGAUGACGACAGUGAUUUCUGCGAUGAGCCAGUGGCCAGGCGACCCCAAAAAAAUUACCGGACCGCAGAAAUGGUUUCUGUAGAGUGUCCAGCCCGGAAGCGACAACAAAGCAGCAGAAAUGAAGUGGAUUCCGAGGCUUCAGCUAAAAGGCAAAGCGGGAGGGCGAGUACUCCCACGAAGGUGCCGAAUUCAGGAGAUCCUCAGCAAAAGUUCUUGGCCAGUCUAAAAUCGAAUUACGACAACCAGGGAAGGAGGACCCCCAAUCAAUACAGACAGGACAGACAACCAGGCCAGGACGAGUACGAUGACCAAGAAUGUGUUGCAGACUGCCCGGGAAUCUCCGGGACUAAGGAUCGUAGAGGCGAUCGGUAUCCACCACCAUGUCUGUCAGCGCUCAGUGAUAACAACAAUCAAGAGGGUGGCCAGGAGAAAUUUUACCGAAAACCGAGUCCACCAUCACCAGCAUCAACGCCCUGCGAAGAUUACGAUACGGAUGCCGAGCAGAGUCCAAAACGGAUUCCCCAGCGUAGAUCGUAUCCACGAGAGGAAGCCCAAAACAGACGCGCCCCACCGCCUUAUCAGAGAUCUGAGGAAACCACUUGCAAUGAAUCGUGCCCAUCACUAAACCGAAAUGCAAUGGAUGUGCCGCCAAGACAAGCUCCAAGGAGAACCUCCGAUAGAGGCCAGUAUAGUCAGCCUCUAACCUCGCAACAGAAGCGCAGGCGAUCUGACAACAUCAACGAUUUACAGAGUAAUCAUAAAGAGCGCCGGCCUCCAUCAUCACGCCAACAGCAACUACGAGGCCCCAGCAACAGUGAUGUCGAUUAUAUCGAGUGUCCGAAUCGAAGGGCUUGGUCACGCGCACAAAAUGCAGAAUAUGCGCAUCCUGCUGGCAGAAAAAGACGUUAUAUGGAGGCCGUCGAAGAGCCAUACAUGGCCAACAGAUCCCUGCCAAACAGCCCAAACAACCGUCAGCCAAUAUCAACACAGAACUCAAAUCAAAUGUACCGUGGCCAAGGAAAGCAAAUGGGUCCAUACGAAGUCGAUGAAUGCCUCUGCGAGGAUGAGCCGAUGGUUCCAAAGAGAACUUCACCUAGGAGAAGUACACAAAACGACCGCCAGCCAGAAAGAACUGCUCCAGAGAUAGCAUCACCAAAGAGAAGCAGCCGAAACAGUCCUCGGAAUGAGCCAGGUAGCCCAGAAGAUCACCAGGAAGAGCCAACUGCUCCAAAGAUAGCAUCACCAAAGAGAAGCAGCCGAAACAGUCCUCGGAAUGAGCCAGGUAGCCCAGAAGAUCGCCAGGAAGAGCCAACUGACCCAAAGAUAGCAUCACCAAAGAGAACCAGCCGAAACAGUCGUCGGGAUGAGCCAAGUAGCCAGGAAGAGCCAACUGCUCCAGAGACUGCUCCACGAUGGAAAAGAAACAGCCGAGAUGACCGGCAACAAGAGCAAAACCCAAAACAGAAUUUCCAGCGGAGAUCGUAUCAACGAGACGAGCCUGCGCAGAAUCCACCACAAUCCAGAGGAUUUGAGGAAAUUCCUUGCAAUAAUGAAUCGUGUCCAUUUCAAAACCUAAAUGUUCCAGAGACUUCCUCAUCGAUGAUAAAUAGUCAAGAAGACCGCCAGCCCAAAUCCACACCGACUUCAAACAAAAUGUAUCGUAGCCAAGAAAAGCCAAUGGACCUAGUCGAAGUUGAUGAAUGCCUCUGCGAGGAUGAGCCCAUGGUUUCAAAGAGUACCUCAGCUAGGAAAAUUAGGCAAAACGUCCGCCAGUCAGAGGGAACUGCUUCAGGGAUUGCCUCACCAAAGAGAACCAGCCGAAACAGUCGUCGGGAUGAGCCAAGUAGCCAGGAAGAGCCAACUGCUCCAGAGACUGCUCCACGAUGGAAAAGAAACAGCCGAGAUGACCGGCAACAAGAGCAAAACCCAAAACAGAAUUUCCAGCGGAGAUCGUAUCAACGAGACGAGCCUGCGCAGAAUCCACCACAAUCCAGAGGAUUUGAGGAAAUUCCUUGCAAUAAUGAAUCGUGUCCAUUUCAAAACCUAAAUGUUCCAGAGACUUCCUCAUCGAUGAUAAAUAGUCAAGAAGACCGCCAGCCCAAAUCCACACCGACUUCAAACAAAAUGUAUCGUAGCCAAGAAAAGCCAAUGGACCUAGUCGAAGUUGAUGAAUGCCUCUGCGAGGAUGAGCCCAUGGUUUCAGAGAGUACCUCAGCUAGGAGAAUUAGGCAAAACGGCCGCCAGCCAGAGGGAACUGCUUCAGGGAUUGCCUCACCAAAGAGAUCCAGCCGUGGGAACAAGCCCAUGAUUGAUGAAGCUGAUGAAUGUCCCUGCGAGGUUGAGUUCAGGGUCCCAGAAAUUUCAGCUCAGAGGAGUUGGCAAAACGAGCGUCCUGAUGGCCGAAUGGUUCCAGAAAUUGGGUCAGAAAAGAGAAUCAGCCGUCAGAAUGAGGCCAGUGUUCCAGAGAUCGCCUCAUCGAAAAGAACCAGCCGAAACAGUCGUCAGGAUGAGCCCAGGAGCCCAGAAGAUCGGCAGGAAGAGCCAACUGGUCCAGGGAUUGCCUCACCAAAGAGAUCCAGCCGUGGGAACAAGCCCAUGAUUGAUGAAGCUGAUGAAUGUCUCUGCGAGGUUGAGUUCAGGGUCCCAGAAAUUUCAGCUCAGAGGAGUUGGCAAAACGAGCGUCCUGAUGGCCGAAUGGUUCCAGAAGUUGGGUCAGAAAAGAGAAUCAGCCGUCAGAAUGAGGCCAGUGUUCCAGAGAUCGCCUCAUCGAAAAGAACCAGCCGAAACAGUCGUCAGGAUGAGCCCAGGAGCCCAGAAGAUCGGCAGGAAGAGCCAACUGGUCCAGGGAUUGCCUCACCAAAGAGAUCCAGCCGUGGGAACAAGCCCAUGAUUGAUGAAGCUGAUGAAUGUCUCUGCGAGGUUGAGUUCAGGGUCCCAGAAAUUUCAGCUCAGAGGAGUUGGCAAAACGAGCGUCCUGAUGGCCGAAUGGUUCCAGAAAUUGGGUCAGAAAAGAGAAUCAGCCGUCAGAAUGAGGCCAGUGUUCCAGAGAUCGCCUCAUCAAAAAGAGCCAGCCGAAACAGUCGUCGGGAUGAGCCCAGGAGCCCAGAAGAUCGGCAGGAAGAGCCAACUGGUCCAGAGAUUGCCUCACCAAAAAGAACCAGCCUAAACAGCCGUGGGAACAAGCCCAUUGUUGAUGAAGCUGAUGAAUGUCCCUGCGAGGAUGAGCCCAUGGUUCCAGAGAGUACCUCAGCUAAGAGAAGCAGGCAAAACGAUCGCCAGCAAGAGCGAAUUGCUCCAGAGAUUGCCUCAUCGAAAAGAAAUAGUCAGAACGGCCGUCAGCCAAUGCCAAUAGAUCCAUUCGAAAUUGAUGAAUGCCUUUGCGACGAUGAGCCUGAGUUUGCCGCAUCAGAGAGAGACCGCAUUAAGAACAAUAGGAAGGAUGAUGAAAGGGAUACCAAUGCAGACUUUAAGAUGGAAAAUAUGAAGGGAGUUGGAAACGAUGUUGAAGAGCCAGAGAAAAACACACGCAAAGGGAACAGUGCGGCUAAGAAUUAUGUGAACGAAGAGAGCAGUGAAUCCGACUACGAGGAUGCUGUUGAUUGUGAACGGGAUCCCAAUGAAUGUACAAAGAAGGCCAAUGGGACGGGAAGAAAAGACCAAGAGAAUGUUGGCAGUGACAGUGAGUACUGUGAUUUCGAAUGUGGGGUGGAGUGUCCAAGUAGGAAAAACAAUCGAAACGAACCUGGGAACAGUAAAAAUACCAAAAAUGCUAUACGUGGGGAUAAUACAGGGCCUGAAAGUGUAUCUGAAAAGAAGAACCAGAUGAAAAGUAAGGUUGAUGUGGAUGACUCUUCUAGUAUUUAUGAUAGCGAGCAUAAAGAGGACAACCAAACAGACGAGAAACAGGCGGAGGAUCCAACAGACGAGAAACAAGCGGAUGAGCUUAUAAAGAAGGAGACAACAGAUGAGACUGAGUCUAAAAGCCCCAAGCCGGUAGAUAAGGAUCUUUCCAUGGAGUCGGCCGAAGACACUCAACCUAAGGCUCAACGUGGCCAGAAUAAUACUGCGCAAGGCGUAAUGCCCGCCCAGAGGAAGCCACGCGCUCAGUAUGUUGCCAAGACAUCGACAUUGCCGGCGGGAGUAAGGUGUCCGCGGUGUCAGGCCAUUGCAGCUCGGUCCAAUGCGUUCCCGAAGUCGAGGCUCAGGUCUUGCUCUAACCCGGAAGAAACGGCAAAGAAGGCCAUUCCGGCAAGAAGUAGCAGCGGUCCAUGUGGCAGACCCUAUUGUCAAAUCAGCGGUAGGAGAUCCAUGAAACGCACCGACUCUGAUGGUGGACCCAGUAAGCCCUUUGAUUUACGCUUGGCUUCAUACUACAUUUGCCAAUUACAGGAUGAUGAUGAAGCGAAUCAGUAUCUGAUUAUUGUGCCCGAAGCUAAGUUUCGUAGGAUAAGUGCCCACAGAGACUGCCCAAGACAAGAGUCUGCGAAGAGGGGGCCCUGCUCCCCGCGGCAGUGCUCCGGCUUCGAGACUUUGUCUUGGGCCAGUACCAGGCCCCCACACCAAUCAUAUCCGAGGAAAACGGAGGGUCUCUCCGUCCUUGGCUCCUAUCUAGUGCCACCAGUCGCCGCAGAGACCACCAUGACCAUUAUCAAGCAGCACAUUAACAAGUCGAUAGUGGACCGCAAGCCACCAAAAGAACUCAUCCAGAAGAACCCCAAAAACAGCAGCAGCAAGAAAAACGACAGGUCUCCUCCUAAGAUGCCACGUAAGCCAAAAACCAAGCCGAUGACAUCAAUGGUCCAUACCCAAACGUCCAUCCAGCGGCCAAUCCAUGAGACAAAUUCAAUCUUGGCGGAGAACCGCACCGUACUGCUCACCAACAAUCCGAGCCCAAAGUCCAAUCAAGAGGUAAUCGUCCUGCUCCCACCCGUCCUGGGCUUUCGACCCUCCAAGAACUCUCUCGGCCUGGAUGAUGUGCAGAUGCAGUACGUCAAAGUUCAGCACAGCGAGCCGCAUAUUAGUCCGAAGCCGAUGAAAAAGCCAAAUUUAAGCUGAUUCCAAGCGGUUGAAUUCCCUGCAGCAUAACCCUCCAGCCAUAGCUGUUAUUUCUUCACACAUAGUUCUCUGCCCCAGCCAAUGUACCAGGGUAUCAUAGUAAAGAACAGCAACCAACCG
This is a messenger RNA of Drosophila obscura, 7023 nucleotides long. RefSeq names its product serine/arginine repetitive matrix protein 2. Lineage: Eukaryota; Metazoa; Arthropoda; Insecta; Diptera; Drosophilidae. The transcript has 4 exons. Bases 124 to 6903 code for a protein of 2259 amino acids. The record is from RefSeq and is a predicted model, not a curated record.